CUCCCAGGAAGCGGUGAUAGACAGUUCUGUGUGGUUCUCCACCCCCACCCCCCAGCUGAGUGGAGGAGUUGAUGUGUCUCAUUAUAACAGCCAAUGCAGCCGCCAUCCACGCACAAGCAAAGAAGCAUGUCCCAUUUAAAUACACCCACGCAGCCCCAGCGCCCUUAGCCGAUCGGGGCGCGCAGCCCACACGCACCGCGGCUCCGGGCUUGGGGAUCUGCACAGGUUGGGCUCUCGGACCCGGAGGACCGGCGCGCCGCGGAGGAUUGGGAUCCGGCGCUGUGGGGCCGGGGUGGGCGGGGGAGGCUGGGCCCGGAGCCUCAGGCUCGAUACCCGCAGGAGGACGCGAGGGAAACAGACCAAGGUGGCAUUUCCAAGGGAGAAGCUUCGGGGUGGCUUUGCUUUAUUUCUCGGCCGAAGAAGUAGCCAUGGCGAGCGACUCCCCGGCUCGCAGCCUGGAUGAGAUCGACCUCUCGGCUCUGAGGGAUCCAGCAGGGAUCUUUGAAUUGGUGGAACUUGUUGGAAACGGGACCUAUGGGCAAGUUUAUAAGGGUCGUCAUGUCAAAACGGGCCAGCUUGCAGCCAUUAAGGUUAUGGAUGUCACGGGGGAUGAAGAAGAAGAAAUUAAACAAGAAAUUAACAUGUUGAAGAAAUAUUCUCAUCACCGAAAUAUUGCUACAUACUAUGGUGCUUUUAUCAAAAAGAACCCACCCGGCAUGGAUGACCAGCUUUGGCUGGUGAUGGAGUUUUGCGGCGCUGGCUCUGUCACAGACCUGAUCAAGAACACCAAAGGGAACACGCUGAAAGAGGAGUGGAUUGCCUACAUCUGCAGAGAGAUCUUGCGGGGGCUGAGUCACCUGCACCAGCAUAAAGUGAUUCAUCGUGAUAUUAAAGGUCAAAAUGUGUUGCUGACAGAAAAUGCGGAAGUUAAGCUAGUGGACUUUGGCGUAAGUGCCCAGCUUGACAGAACAGUGGGCAGGAGGAAUACUUUCAUUGGCACUCCCUACUGGAUGGCACCUGAAGUUAUUGCCUGUGACGAAAACCCAGAUGCCACCUACGACUUCAAGAGUGACCUGUGGUCUUUGGGAAUCACCGCCAUCGAGAUGGCAGAAGGCGCUCCCCCUCUCUGCGACAUGCAUCCGAUGAGAGCCCUCUUCCUCAUCCCCCGGAACCCAGCACCUCGGCUCAAGUCCAAGAAGUGGUCCAAGAAAUUCCAGUCGUUUAUUGAGAGCUGCCUGGUGAAGAACCACAGCCAGCGGCCAGCCACAGAGCAGCUGAUGAAGCAUCCGUUUAUCCGAGACCAGCCUAAUGAGCGACAGGUGCGCAUCCAGCUCAAGGACCACAUCGACAGAACCAAGAAGAAGCGGGGAGAGAAAGAUGACACUGAGUACGAGUACAGCGGAAGUGAGGAAGAGGAGGAGGAGAAUGACUCGGGGGAGCCCAGCUCCAUCCUGAACCUGCCCGGGGAGUCGACGCUGCGGCGGGACUUCCUGAGGCUGCAGCUGGCCAACAAGGAACGCUCGGAGGCCCUGCGGCGGCAACAGCUGGAGCAGCAACAGCGCGAGAACGAGGAGCACAAGAGGCAGCUGCUGGCCGAGCGCCAGAAGCGCAUUGAGGAGCAGAAGGAGCAGCGCCGGCGGCUGGAGGAGCAACAAAGGCGAGAGAAGGAGCUGCGCAAGCAGCAGGAGAGGGAGCAGCGUCGGCAUUACGAGGAGCAGCUGCGCCGGGAGGAGGAGAGGAGGCGCGCCGAGCACGAGCAGGAAUACAUCAGGCGACAGUUAGAGGAGGAGCAGAGGCAGUUAGAGAUCUUGCAGCAGCAGCUACUGCAUGAACAAGCUCUCCUUCUGGAAUAUAAACGCAAACAACUUGAAGAGCAGAGGCAAGCAGAAAGACUGCAGAGACAGCUAAAGCAAGAGAGGGACUACUUGGUUUCCCUCCAGCAUCAGAGGCAGGAGCAGAGACCCGUGGAGAAGAAGCCGCUGUACCAUUACAAAGAAGGGAUGAGUCCCAGUGAGAAGCCAGCGUGGGCCAAGGAGGUAGAAGAACGGUCAAGACUUAACCGACAGAGUUCACCUGCCAUGCCUCACAAAAUUGCCAACAGAAUAUCUGACCCCAACCUGCCCCCACGGUCAGAAUCCUUCAGUAUUAGUGGGGUUCAGCCUGCUCGAACACCUCCCAUGCUUAGACCAGUGGAUCCCCAGCUUCCUCAUCUGGUCGCUGUGAAAUCUCAGGGCCCUGCCCUGACCGCAUCCCAGUCAGUGCACGAGCAGCCUACCAAAGGCCUCUCCGGGUUCCAGGAGGCUCUGAGCGUGACUUCUCACCGCGUGGAGAUGCCACGCCAGAAUUCGGACCCCACCUCUGAAAACCCUCCACUCCCCACAAGAAUUGAGAAGUUUGACCGAAGUUCUUGGCUGCGACAGGAAGAAGACAUUCCACCAAAGGUGCCUCAAAGAACUACUUCUAUAUCCCCAGCGUUAGCCAGGAAGAAUUCUCCUGGGAAUGGUAGUGCCCUGGGACCCAGACUAGGAUCUCAGCCAGUCAGAGCGAGCAACCCAGAUCUCCGGAGAACUGAGCCUGUCCUGGAGAGUCCCCUGCACAGGACCAGCAGUGGCAGUUCCUCCAGCUCCAGCACUCCCAGCUCCCAGCCUAGCUCCCAAGGAGGCUCCCAGCCGGGAUCACAAGCCGGGUCCAGUGAACGCACCAGAGUCCGAGCCAACAGUAAAUCAGAAGGCUCGCCAGUCCUCCCCCAUGAACCUUCAAAGGUGAAACCCGAGGAAUCCAGGGACAUCACCCGGCCUAGCCGACCAGCUAGCUAUAAGAAAGCUAUAGAUGAGGAUCUGACAGCAUUAGCUAAAGAACUGAGAGAACUCCGCAUUGAAGAGACAAACCGACCACUGAAGAAGGUGACCGACUACUCCUCCUCCAGUGAGGAGUCGGAGAGCAGUGAAGAAGAGGAGGAGGACGGCGAGAGCGAGACCCAUGAUGGAACAGUGGCUGUCAGUGACAUUCCCAGACUGAUACCAACAGGCGCUCCAGGGAGUAACGAGCAGUACAAUGUGGGAAUGGUCGGGACACACGGGCUGGAGACUUCUCAUGCAGACACCUUCAGCAGCAGUAUUUCAAGAGAAGGAACCCUGAUGAUCAGAGAGACAUCUGGAGAGAAGAAGCGAUCUGGCCACAGUGACAGCAAUGGCUUCGCUGGCCACAUCAACCUCCCAGACCUGGUGCAGCAGAGCCAUUCGCCAGCAGGGACACCAACGGAGGGCCUGGGCCGUGUGUCUGCCCAUCCCCAGGAGAUGGACGCAGGAACUGAAUACGGCAUGGGGAGCAGCACCAAAGCCUCCUUCACGCCCUUUGUGGACCCCAGAGUGUACCAGACAUCUCCCACUGAUGAAGAUGAAGAGGAUGAGGAAUCUUCAGCUGCAGCUCUGUUUACUAGUGAACUUCUUAGGCAAGAACAGGCCAAACUCAAUGAAGCACGGAAGAUCUCAGUGGUGAAUGUAAACCCAACCAACAUUCGGCCUCAUAGUGACACACCCGAAAUUAGAAAAUACAAGAAACGAUUCAACUCGGAAAUACUUUGUGCAGCUCUGUGGGGUGUAAACCUUCUAGUGGGGACUGAAAACGGCCUGAUGCUCUUGGACCGAAGUGGGCAAGGCAAAGUCUACAAUCUGAUCAACCGGAGGCGAUUUCAGCAGAUGGAUGUGCUAGAAGGACUGAAUGUCCUUGUGACAAUAUCAGGAAAGAAGAACAAGCUACGAGUGUACUAUCUGUCAUGGUUAAGAAACAGAAUACUACACAAUGACCCAGAAGUAGAAAAGAAGCAAGGCUGGAUCACCGUUGGGGACUUGGAAGGCUGCAUACAUUACAAAGUUGUUAAAUAUGAAAGGAUUAAAUUCUUGGUGAUUGCCUUAAAGAAUGCUGUGGAGAUAUAUGCUUGGGCUCCUAAACCAUAUCAUAAGUUCAUGGCAUUUAAGUCUUUUGCAGAUCUCCAGCACAAGCCCCUGCUAGUUGAUCUCACAGUAGAAGAAGGUCAAAGGUUAAAAGUUAUUUUUGGCUCCCACACUGGUUUCCAUGUAAUUGAUGUUGAUUCAGGAAACUCUUAUGAUAUCUACAUACCAUCUCACAUUCAGGGCAAUAUCACUCCUCAUGCUAUUGUCAUCUUGCCUAAGACAGAUGGAAUGGAAAUGCUUGUUUGCUAUGAGGAUGAGGGGGUGUACGUGAACACCUAUGGCCGGAUAACAAAGGAUGUGGUGCUCCAAUGGGGAGAAAUGCCCACAUCUGUGGCCUACAUUCAUUCCAAUCAGAUAAUGGGCUGGGGCGAAAAAGCUAUUGAGAUCCGGUCAGUGGAAACAGGACAUUUGGAUGGAGUAUUUAUGCAUAAGCGAGCUCAAAGGUUAAAGUUUCUAUGUGAAAGAAAUGAUAAGGUAUUUUUUGCAUCCGUGCGAUCUGGAGGAAGUAGCCAAGUGUUUUUCAUGACCCUCAACAGAAAUUCCAUGAUGAACUGGUAACAGAAGAGCACUUGGCACUUAUCUUCAUGGCAUUAUUUCUAAUUUAAAAGAACAUAACUCAUGCGGACUGAUGCCAGUCUAGAGGCAGAAUCAGAAGGCUUGGUUGAACAUACAGCUUUCCCCUCUUCCUCUCCCUCCACCCCUCCCAACCGUCCGUCUUUUAGUGUUGCAGCCUGGUUGAGAAGGAGAGAAAAAGGUGGCAAGAAUUUCCAGGAGAUCCCCAAGAAUGCUGCGAUGGCUACAAAGAUGGACCACAUGCCCUUCGGAGUUAGGGAUAGGGACAGUUACUAUGUGCUGUUAUGAUUAAGCUGUGUUAUGAUGGGUUUUGAUUUUUUUUUUUUUUUACUUUGCCCCCUCACUUUGUAAGAAUGGGGAGAUGCAUACUGAGAAAAUAAGUCAGUUUUUAAUUCUGUCUGCCUGCUAGUUGUAAGUAUAUGGUAUUGUAAAAACCAAAAUUCCGAUCUACAAUGGUGAGAGACAGCACAAUAAACAGUACCUUAUCUCCUUACCCUGAAGGCCAUAACUGCAGAAAGGGGUAACUUCAGAACUCUUGCCUUCACCAAUUCAGAAGGUUGCUUUUUCACAGCAACUGGAUAAGGAAUUUUUAAGAGAAGAAAAAUAUUAGUUUUCCCCUCUUUUGGGAAAUAGAUUUUAAAUGGCUAAACUACUAGCCUUAAUCUAAUUUAAAAAAAAAAAUCAACUACUACUUUUGUGAGUCUGGAGGGCCAUGCUUUUACAUGGCCCUUUAUGCGACAGUGUGUUGAAUGGGACAGGAAUGGCAUUGAAGUGAGUUGGCCUAGCAAUAGAGGGACUCUAAAACAACGUUCCCUCAGCUCAGUACAACAGAUCAGGGAAGAGACGUGAUGGAGGAUGAGGUCAGACAGAAAGAGCGACUAGGAGAACAAGCCUACACACACACACACAUGCACGCACACACACACACUCGCACUCACUCACACUCACUUUUGUAAAAUGCACAAAGCCUCCUGUUAAAAGGUCACUUGGUUUGGGCUUCGUUAAGACCAAGACUGUUCUGAGAAUUGGGGAGUAGAUGACAUCCGGAUUCUGGACAUUCUCAGCUCUCUUCUGAAGGUGCCACUUUCUCAAGAUGGAAACUGUGACGGAACAAGAUGAAUAAUAAUAAACAUUUCUGAGCUGCCUGUGUUCUGCCUGGGUCCGUGAGAGAAGGAACUAGACUCCUUAGCCUGCUUCAGGCACGGCAGGCAGUGUUGCCUCAAAUUUUAGAGAACUUGAAAGCAAGGCUUUGGCCAAAAUUCUGAGACCCUGUAUCACUUUACCUUCCUCCAAAUUAUCCAACAUCCGGUAAACAUUUGUGCAGAGAUAUGUAUGUAUUUAGUUCAGGUUGACUUACGUCCUUAUAAACUCUUACUCAAAUGAUUUGAACUUCUACGUGAUUGUCUUGGAUUUUUUUUUUUCCAAAGCUACAAGCAUGGCCGCCCAUGGUAUCCAGGUGUUGUAAAAACAAUAUCUGUGUUGCGCUUCCUGUUUUAACCUACCUCGUUUUGUUUGUUUUUGUUUCACUGUUCAUCACAGCAGUGUUAUCUCCAGGAGACAUAUAGAGAGCUCAAUUGGCAAUCCCAGCUGGUACAUUUUUAAAACAAAACAGUAGUUGACCAAAUUGUUCUUAAAAAAAAAAAAAAAAUGAAAAAUUCAACAAUAAAAAUUGAUGUGGUUUGUUUCCAGAGAAAACAAUUACUGGAAAUGGAUCCAAAAAAAUAAUCUGUGAUCCUACUGAUUUUGCUUAAAUCCAUAAGCAGCUGAUGUACUAUUAAUGAGAACAAAAUGUGCAGUUAGGAAAAUGGAGCCAUUUUAAUCUGAUGGUUUGAGCGAGGGUGUUGGGGGGAGUGAAGAGGAAAUAUUCUGGUUUCUGGAUUAAAUGUUUAUACCCCUCCUGGAAAGAUGGCUAUCGUUUGCAUUUAUGUUAACCAGGAAUCUUGGAAAUGCAACUGAGGAUUAUCUUCAAUGAGCCCUGAGCCCAGAGAUGUCCUCAUCAUGGUCCCUUUAGCACGCGAAAGCAAUGAAAUCCUCCUGUUCUCAUUUUUACUGCUGUGCUUGUGCUGCUGAACAAUACAAUCUUCACAAAUUCCGUGCAACAAAUUUAGCAAUAAAGUUUCUAGAUCGAACUUAGCAACUACUGUAAUUGGAUGCUGAUGUGGGCAGAACACAUUGAUUGGAGUUUCAUCCCCAAAUGUGAUUGCCACCAGCUCUUUAUAUUGCUGCUGUGGUAUUUUAAACCAGAAGCUUUUUUUUUUUUUUUAAAUUAUGUUGCAAACUGAUCUUUUAUGUUUUGUUCUGUUUUGAUUUCUAAGUGACAAGUUUGAAACACACAGCUUUAAAUGAUUUUUUUAUUGUGGGAUUUUGGGUACAGUUAAGAAAUAAAAGGGAAUCAUUGUGUUUAAACAUAAGGUAGUUUGUGAAUGUGUUUUUUAAACUCUAGAUUCAUUGAAACAAAAAAAAAAUCACAAGGAAACAAUAUUAAUGCAGUCUUGUUUACAGUAUGUACAGUUACAUAACCUAGAACAUGAGCUUUUCUGGUGCCAACAACAAUAAAACACAGAAGUUAAACAUCAA
Molecule: messenger RNA, 7103 nt
Organism: Ochotona curzoniae (black-lipped pika)
Lineage: Eukaryota; Metazoa; Chordata; Mammalia; Lagomorpha; Ochotonidae
Gene: TNIK
Product: TRAF2 and NCK interacting kinase
Exons: 33
Coding region: 72-4511 (1479 amino acids)
Biological process (GO): protein phosphorylation
Molecular function (GO): ATP binding; protein kinase activity
Source: RefSeq, a predicted model, not a curated record